Trematomus bernacchii (emerald rockcod) is the source of this 4581-nucleotide messenger RNA. RefSeq lists its product as uncharacterized. Bases 1 to 3360 code for a protein of 1119 amino acids. NCBI's taxonomy places the organism in Eukaryota, Metazoa, Chordata, Actinopteri, Perciformes, Nototheniidae. The record is from RefSeq and is a predicted model, not a curated record. The transcript is spliced from 24 exons.
AUGGCGACGGGGGCAGGCUGGCAGCCUCCGUACAGCACCUCGACUAGCAGCUCCAAAUACUCCCCCUCUCCCACAGCCAGCAUGUUUUACGACGGGAGUUUGACGCUGGAUUACACGCAGGACCUGCAUCUGAAGAUGAGCAAGAAGAUAGCCCAGCUGACCAAGGUGAUCUACGCGCUGAACACCAAGAACGACGAGCACGAGGAGGAAAUCGAGUCUCUGAAAGAUGCCCACGAGGACGAGGUGCAACACAUAGUGACAGAAACCAGAGAUAAGAUCAUGCAGUACAAGAGCAAGAUGGUGGACGAGGCCGACCUGAGGCGGCGACUCGCCAGUCUGGAGGAAUCUGUGGAUCUGCACGAACACAUGAAGAGACAGGCGUUAGCAGAGUUUGAGAUGUACCGACAGAGGAUGGAGGACUCACAGCUCUGCACUGAAGCCCAGCACACACAGAGAGUGGUCUCUAUGAGCAGAGAGGUGGAGGAGAUGCGUCGGGAUUUUGAGGAGAAGCUGCGGGCGUUCAGCCAGGCUCAGGCGCAGUUUGAGGCGGAGAAACGGCGAGCGCUGGAGGAUCUGAGAGCCACGCACCGCCAGGAGGUGGAGGAGCUCCUGAACAACCAGCAGAACCAGAGCGCCUCCUCCACAGAGGACCAGGAGAGGCUGGCCGAGCUGCACAGACAAGAGGUGGAGGCGCUGAUGGAGCGGGUGGAGGAGAUCACGAAGGACAAGGUGCGUCUGGUGGAGGAGUUUGAGGGGAAGCUGGGCAAAGCUCAGGAGUAUUAUGAGCGGGAGCUGGAGGCCAUGAGGAGGACGCACCAGCUGACCACGGAGAACCUGCUGGCCUGGAAGAGGACCGAGGUGGAGCUGCGUAAGGAGUUCCAGGCUCAGGAGACGUCGCUGCAGCGCUCUCUGGGGAAACUGAGGAGCGAGCUGCAGAAAGCUCAGGAGGAGGCGAGGGAGAACCGGGACCGAACCAACCGCCUGCAGACAUCACUGGCCAACGCAGAGGGGACCAUCAAGAACCUGCACAAGCAGCUGGAGGAGGCGGUGCAGGACGGGGAGAUCUGGGUGAUGCAGCUGAAGGACACGGAGUACGAGCUGGAGGGAAGCAGAGAGAGAGUCCAGCAGCAGGCCACGGAGAUCCUGCACAAAGCCAGUCAGAUCGGCUCGCUGCAGGCCACCCAGAUGUCCCACGAGGCGACCAUCAGGAGCCUGGACCAGGAGCAGAGCCGGCUGAAGGAGAAGCUGUGCCGGCUGGAGGAGGAGCGCGAGGCGGUGCUGAACCAGAGCCAGAACUGCAGCGAGCAGCACAAACAGACCGUGGUGCGGCUGGAGCAGUCUCUGCGUGAGGAGCACCAGGGCUACGAGAAGGAGCUGUGCCAGCUGCGCUCGCACUACGAGGAGGAGAUGCAUCGCUUCAAGGAGGCGCAGGUCCGAGCGCUGGAGGAGCUGGAGGGGAAGCACCAGGCCCUGAGGGAGGAGGCUCAGCAGGAGAAGGAGGAGGAGAGGAAGAUACACAUGGCCAAAAUGUGUCAGGAGUUUGAGAUCAAGCGUAUGUCGUUGGAGGAGCAGAGAGAUCGCCUCCAGCAGCAGCUCGACAACCUGAAGGAGGAGCUGUCGGCCAAACUCAACAUGGCCAAUCAGGAGGUGUCCCACCUGCAGGAGCUGGUGAGGGAGGGGCAGCAGAACAUGAACUCGGCUCAGACUCAGAUCAGCUGUCUGAGGGAAACUCAAGACAAACUGAGGAUCGAGCUGGACGCCACGAGGGCGAGGGUCCGAGAGACCAGCAACCUGCUGACAGACCUGCAGGAGGAGAUCGAGACCCAGCGGCAGCAGCACGACGCCAGAGUGAUGUCCAUCCGAACAGAAGAGAAACAGAAGAUGGACAAGAUGGCAGACGACUUGGACCAGAAGUGGAGAAAUGCACUGCGGGAGGAGGUGCAUCUGUUGAAGGAGGAGCUGACGGAGGAGUAUGAAGCUGACAAACAGGGGGCGAUGACUCAGGUCUCGCAGCAGAAAGAUCUGGAGAUGAUGGCGUCCAGAGAAGGCUGGCAGAGGAAGGUGGAGGACCUGCUGGAACAGAUCUCUCUGCUGAAGCAGUCUCUGGAGCUGCAGCUGUCUCAGUCUCAGUCCUCUCUGCAGCAGCUGCAGUCUCAGUUCAACCAGGAGAGGGAGCUGCUGAGCCAGCAGCUCAAAGAGAUGCAGAGAGAGCAUCAGAGGAGAGAGCAUCGACUUCAGGAGGCUCACUGCUGCGCACUGAGCACCAUGGAGGAGGCCCGGCAACACCAGUUCAGGACCCUGGAGGAGCGUCUGAAGCAGGAGCAGAGGGAGGAGGUGCACGCUCUGAAGGAGGCGCACCGGAGGACCCUAGACAUCCUGAGGCAGCAGUCGGACCAGGAGCUGCAGACGCUGCGCUUUGAGCUGGAGGACGAGGGCAAAGCCAAGCUGGCGUCUCUUCGUGCCGAGCUGAACCACCUCCACGCUGCGUCCAUAGAGCAUCUGAAGCAGAUCCACCUUAAAGAAAACUCUUCUGCCAAACGAGAGCUGGAGAAGGCACUGGAGCACAGCCAGCAGCAGGAACAGGAGCUGAUCGUUCGCAUCUCAGACAUGCAGGCGGAGCUGUGUUCCCGUAGCAACCGCAUCACGGACCUGGACCACGAGAUCCACUCUCUGAACGAGACCAUCAGCACUCUGACCCGAGAGCUGGAGAUAAAGGGCAAAGAGGUGCUGAGGGUCCGGAGCGAGGCCAACCAUCAGAUCAGGGCUCAUGAACAAGACCUUUCAAGGAGACAUGAGAGGGAUCUGGGGGAGAUCAGUAUAGUUCAUCACAGAGAAACACAGAUCAUCCUGGCUGACUUCAACAAGGCCCAGGAGGUCCUCAAAGACAAGAUCACUGCGCUGCAAUUCCUGUUGGAGGGGACAGAGGACAAGUUGAGACACAGAGAAAGCCGACCAGAAGACCUGCAUGUUAUCGCAGAUCUCAGAGAGAUGGUCACAGAGAGAGAAGGUCUGGUGAAGAAGCUGGUGGACGACAAGAAGUUCUACCAGCUGGAGUUGGUCAACAGGGAGACGGGCUUCAACAAGGUGUUCAACUCCAGUGCCAACGUAGGUGUAAUCAACCCUCUCAUCAAGCUCCCUCCUCUUCCUCCUCCUUAUCUUCAUCCUCCACUUCAUCCCAUGUCAAGCCUUGCUCUUCCUCAUGCUCCUCAUCCUCAGGAAGCCCUGGUACAGCAGAGCGUUAGGAGCCUUCCUGAACCCAACGCCACAACCCCACCCGACCCAUCGGGGGUGGAGGCGGGAAAAAGCCUCGAGUGCGUAGUAAAAGAUGAGGACCUGUACUCGCAGUACUUCACUUUCUGACUGUCAAAAAAAAAUCGGUCAAAAGAAAUGAUGGUAAUGGGACAGAGAGCUAAAGUUGAAACUGUAGGUUUUGAAAGUCAUUUGGACGACAUUAAUAUAUCAAACGUCCAUCAUGUGCAGGACUGAGUGUGUGCUUCAGUGUGAUUGCAACCUUAGGGCUUUCAUACAUGGUGCGCAUUAUGAGUGCCCGAUCAUGAAAGUGUGCAUGGUAGCAUUCAUUAACACUUUUAUACCGUCUGCAACAUGUGACAUUUGUACGAGCUUUAAGUUGUGAGAGCCUAACCCUAAGACCCUUCAAAGUAUCCCACAUACCUUUUAAUGUAAUGAGGCGAUUAGACGCAUAUUUAAAUCAUGACUUAGUUAUUUCAUGUUAUAUAUGGAUAAGUGGAAGGGAAAUAAAUUGUCAUAACUGAUAGAAACAACUGCCUUUAAACAUUCUCCAUGAAAUAAUUAUCCCUUAUGAUAUUUGAAACAGAAACUGGGUACUUAAGCUCAUACAAAAAGGUCACAAACUGUCGCAGCGAGUAUAAAGUGUGACACUAGUAACUGUAGAUUAAGAGGAAAUGUUUUCACCUUCAUAUAAGAUUUUUUUUUUGUACAUCAACAUGUGUCUUACACGCUGUGAUCUGACUGGAGGUUCAGCCAGGAGAACGUCUUUUGCCUUGAUACUCGCCUUUAGUCAUUCAUGCUGUCUCCCCAUGUGAAAAUGCACACAUUCAAACAUGUGUUUGUGAAAAAGGGACAAACCCUGCUGUUGAUUCGGGUGUUUUUUUUACCUAAAUGAUCUACAGUCCUCCACAAUGACGACACCAGCAAAAUAAAAAGCCUAACUUUAGCUUCCUGUCCCAGUACCCAGAAAGUCAUUUUCAAAUAGGGGGGCUUGAUUACCACACCUCUGGAGGGGGAACAUGGAGAGGAAGGGAAUCAAGCACCCCUCAUAUUUUUGUUAUUGCAAUAUGUGUAACAUGCUACUGUUUUUCUAUGGUCUGUAUGUGGUGGACCAGAGGUGUGCAGAAAGAGAGUUCUGUCAGCGACAUGUUGAACGUUUUUUAAUGCCAAGGAGUGUUUAAUCAGACACUUUAUUUUCAUUGCAAGCUAUGUGUUCAUGUCGCUGCCUGAAGCCUCCUGCUGCGCCUCUCUGCAGGACACAGACCUUAGAGCAUGUGGAAACAGAAACACUAUCAUGAUGAUGCUGCUGUCACUCACUUGAAAUCCUCACAC